UAUAAAAUUUUUUUGACAAAAUCUAAAAAAGCGGUAAGAGGAUAAGAGAGAAAGAGACAAAAGCUGUUGUCUUUACCAUUUGAAGACUCAAAGAAUUUUAUUUUCUUUUAUUUUUUUGAAGUAAAUUAGGAAAAAAGAAGCUUAGAACAAGAAAGAAAAUCAUUGUUUGCUGGGUUUUUUCUUUCUUCAACUUGCAUGAGACACAACAGGUUUAAAUACUAAGUAAGCAAAGGUUUACCCCAACUUGAAGCAUCCUCUGAGGACCAAUCUCUUUCACCACCAUAUACGUAGUUUUGAUUGUGCUGCAGACACCAGACAGGAGAUGUUCGAUGCAGAUUGGAAGUCAAAUGCCACUUUUUCAUCUUGAGAACUAGUUGCUGCUGGAUAUCUAGCUUAGUACUGAAUUUGCUUUGCUGAUAUUAAGCUCAGGGUGAAGUGGCAUAGCAUGAUUCUUGUGUUGUAAUUUAAGUUGCUGGUGCGGAUGUUUGUUCCACUGGACUUAUGUAGCAUUUUAAGGAUAUCUUCCGGAUAGUGAAGCCUGUAUUGGAUAUGAGAAUGCUUGUGGAGACAUGCUCGAGCCAAGGGAAGCUGAUAUACCUGCGUUGUUUCUGGUCUUGGUGGUGCUUCCUCUUGUUGCUUACUUCUUACUCGGGAAAUGGAGUGAGGCUUCAAAGAAACAAGAACAGAUAAGUUUACUUGCUCAGCUUGCUGCUGAAGAAGCUCUUAGAGCUGAAACAAUGGCUGCUGCCAGUGUUAUUCUGCUUGUUCCUUCUUCAAAGAAUGGAUUACAUGCUUGUGCCUGGUGCUUUGGUCCUGCGACAACUCGCUGCUCGAGAUGCAAGGCUGUCAAAUAUUGUUCUGGGAGGUGCCAGAUUAUUCAUUGGAGGCAAGUACAUAAGCAAGAGUGCCUGCAGUUAGAGAGUACAAGCUCAAGUUCAUCUCCCAGUGUUGCCUCGUUUGGAGAAUCUGCACUACUCGGUGACAACGUGAAUUCACAGUUCUUUGGGGAUUGUUCUAUGGUUGAUUCCUCUCAAGUCCGUCUGGCUGAUAUGAGAAGUACAGAGAAGAGAAUUCCUCGUAAAUCCAACAAAGACAUGUUGCAAAGAGAGGAUGCAACUAUAUUUGAUUCUUGUGAGGAAACCUCAAGGACUAGAGCUAGUAGUUCGGCAUCUAAUAAUAUUUCUUCAAAAGAGGCUUUUAUAAGGCAUAAGUUGAGAACUAGUGGAUUUGUUGAAUCAGAAGAGGGUAUGUUAAGGCCACAAAAUGCCAAUGGCUCAACUAUGCAUCCUCGGAGACAAAAUGCAAGUACGGUCAUGCAUGAGAAUCAUAAACAUCAAAGCCAAUGCGGAAAUAAGUCUGAACCAAAAAGCAACUAUAAAUUGUUCUGCCCACCAUAUUCUGCAAAAGAUGGUCUGGGUGCAUGUGAAGCUGAAAAUGCCUUAUUCCAGAGUUCAGAGAAUUUAGUCAAUCGGGAAAAUGGUUAUAGUGGUGAAUCAGUAGAAUUAGACUGUUCUGGGAUGACAGCCGUGAAGGAAUGCACAAAAGCUAGAAGUUCGGUGCAUUCCUUAGGACCCAAAAUCUCUAAAUCACCUAAAUUAGCAGCGAAAGUGCCCGGAGAACAAUUAUGUCCGGAAAUGGGGAGGAAGGGACAAAUUCCAAAUGAAUUAAAAGUUUCGGGAAUGACGGGUGCCAUUCCAGCACAAGGAACCAAUGGGGCAGCUAGCAGCGGAAUUAUGGAGAUGAUGGGUUUAAAGAAGUCAACAAAGCCUGCCAGGAGCAGUUUUUCUGCGCUUUGUGGCGAGAGACGGAAGAAAAUAAAGAUGCUGUUUCCUUAUGAAGAAUUUGUAAAAUUUUUCCAGUGUGAAGCCUUUGACUUAUCACCGAGGGGACUUCUAAAUAUAGGGAACAGUUGUUAUGCCAAUGCUGUUCUGCAGUGUUUAACCUUCACAAAGCCUCUCAGCAUCUAUCUGCUGCGUCAAUCACAUUCAAGAGCCUGUUAUGGGAAAGAUUGGUGUCUUAUGUGUGAGCUUGAACAACUUGUGAUGUUGUUAAGAGAGAGUGGGGGUCCCUUGUCUUCUAGUAGGAUCCUUUCGCACAUCCGAAGUAUUAAUUGUCAGAUGGGUGAUGGAAGCCAGGAAGAUGCACAUGAGUUCUUGAGACUCCUGGUUGCUUCAAUGCAAUCCAUAUGCUUGGAGAGAUUAGGUGGGGAACACAAGGUUGACCCGAGGUUGCAAGAGACGACAUAUAUACAACAUACUUUUGGUGGGCGUCUUCGAUCAAAGGUAAAAUGUCUACGAUGUUUUCAUGAGUCGGAAAGACAUGAAAACAUUAUGGAUCUUACUUUAGAGAUAUAUGGUUGGGUUGAAUCAUUGGAAGAUGCACUAACUCAGUUUACGACACCCGAAGAUUUGGAUGGCGAAAACAUGUACCGGUGUGGAAGGUGUGCCGGUUAUGUUCGGGCUCGUAAGCAGUUGUGCAUAGAUGAGGCUCCUAAUAUACUGACAAUUGUCUUAAAGCGGUUUCAGGAGGGAAAAUAUGGGAAAAUAAACAAGUGUAUCACUUUCCCCGACAUGCUCGACAUGGUUCCUUUUAUGACUGGAACAGGUGACAUCCCCCCACUUUACAUGCUUUAUGCUGUCGUGGUGCAUUUGGAUACCCUGAAUGCAUCUUUUUCCGGACAUUAUGUGUCAUAUGUAAAAGAUUUGCGAGGCAACUGGUUCAGGAUAGAUGAUACAGAGGUACGUCCAGUCUCAAUGAGCCAGGUGAUGUCUGAGGGCGCAUACAUCUUAUUUUACAUGAGGUCAUGUCCUCGUAUUCAAAGAGAAUUCACUGAAAAGAGCAUACGGAAGCAAGUUCCUACUAGGCACCUUGUAUCAAAAACGGAGGAGCCUUCACGAGCAGCACAAAGUAAAUCUGGCAGCUGCUCUGUUGGCCCCAAGUCAGAUUUCAGUCCCAGAACUGCUGCCAGUUGUUACAACCGCAAUGGUAAUGACAUUCUUAGGCAGAGCACAAAUGGUAACAUUCCUGAACCUAUUAACAUGGAGUUCUCGGAUGCUACAUCAAGUGAUUGGUCCCUUUUCACAAGCUCAGACGAGGCAUCUUUCACAACGGAGAGUGCUAGAGACUCAUUCAGUACCGUAGAUUAUGCCGAUGCAAGCAAUGGAGAUACGUUCUCAAUCUUCAAUAACUUAUCAACACCGGAAUCCUCCUCGUACAACACGGUUUCUUGUAGAAUGUUUUCUACUAGUAGACCCUAUACUCGAUUUGCGUUAGAGGAGACAGGUUAUGUUUACGAUUCGUACUCAUCUAUGCAACCCGAGUUUAGGUUUCACGAGAACCUGGAACAGGUUAGUGAUUCGUUGUCGGAAUUUUCUUUAGCUAGUGACUAUGGCUUGUUUGUAAAAUAUGGGAACAACCCGAAAAAUAGUCUUGAUAGAACUGCUAAUUAUGAACCCUACUAGUUCAUGGAAAUUCCUACUGAUAAUUGUUUUACUCCAUUUUUGGCUUCAAUGCUUUGUUGAUCACAUCAAAAGAUGCAAAGUAAAGGAAUAUUGAAAAUGUUUGUUUUCUUUUGAAA
Gossypium arboreum is the source of this 3577-nucleotide messenger RNA. RefSeq names its product ubiquitin carboxyl-terminal hydrolase 15-like. Gene Ontology annotation, molecular function: cysteine-type endopeptidase activity; cysteine-type deubiquitinase activity. Gene Ontology annotation, biological process: protein deubiquitination. The transcript has 16 exons. Lineage: Eukaryota; Viridiplantae; Streptophyta; Magnoliopsida; Malvales; Malvaceae. Bases 570 to 3461 code for a protein of 963 amino acids. Gene Ontology annotation, cellular component: cytosol; nucleus. The record is from RefSeq and is a predicted model, not a curated record.